Messenger RNA from Penicillium maclennaniae, 1983 nucleotides. RefSeq names its product transcription factor domain-containing protein. The record is from RefSeq and is a predicted model, not a curated record. Gene Ontology annotation, biological process: DNA-templated transcription; regulation of DNA-templated transcription. Bases 1 to 1983 code for a protein of 660 amino acids. The transcript has 4 exons. NCBI's taxonomy places the organism in Eukaryota, Fungi, Ascomycota, Eurotiomycetes, Eurotiales, Aspergillaceae. Gene Ontology annotation, cellular component: nucleus. Gene Ontology annotation, molecular function: DNA-binding transcription factor activity, RNA polymerase II-specific; zinc ion binding; DNA binding.
AUGCGACUGUCGAUAUCAUGUGAUGCUUGCCGUCGGGCCAAGGUGAAAUGCAUUCAUGAUGGAAGGUCACCCUGUCAGCGAUGUCAAAAGACAAACAGUGAAGGAUGCGCCCUUACAGACCCGCGGGCUUCCAAACUAAGAGCCCGGAGAAAUACUGUCGGGUCCGCGGCACCCCAGAAGCGAAGAAAGGCGUCACAUCCUGCGCACUCAGCUGAGGAUAUCAGCACUCUCAGAAGGGCCCCUCAGAAUGCCUCGGAAGGCCAUGAGAACCCCAUCUCGGCCUUGCCGCCAUCUACCGUGAUCAGUGCAGUAGAAACUUACCGGAAGAAGUUCCCCGUCGCGAACUUUCUUCACUAUCCUUCUUUGAUAUCUGAUAUCUCCUCUAAUUUUGAUUCGGUGGAUCCAAUUUUCAUCGCAUCCCUUCUUUCCAUGUGUGUACGUUUCAUGGCCGACGAUGAGCUCGAGGGGGAGGAGAUCUACGCAGGCUAUGCGCGACAACAUCUAGCGCAGCGUGCGAUGGAGGCUCCUUCUCUUUAUCUAGCUCAGUCGCUGGUAAUGAUUUCUUUCUAUGAAUGGGGCACUGGGCGACCGUACCAGGCUUGGAUGUACAGUGGUAUGGCCACCUACAUGAUCCAAUCGCUUCUCAAGAUGGCAGAUGACAGCAUGGAACACAACCCACAUGAGUUCCACGCCUCCCAAACUCAGUAUGAACAGCUCGUUCGAACCUAUUGGUGCUGCUUUGCGCAAGAUUGCGAGCUGAGCUCUGGGGCCAGGCAACACUUUGCCUUGUCAUUUUCUCAGAUUUCAGUCCCGCUUCCUAUCAGCGACCGAGACUUUACGUUCAACCAUUUACCCGAAAGGAGAUUGAUGCCCGCUGAUAUGAACAAGGGGUGUCCCUUGGCAAACAAUCUGACUAUCGAGCACGGUCUGACAAUAGUUACGCGUGGAUUUGAUAUUUUUGUGCGGAUCUUGAGAUUUGCUAAUGAGCAUCGACGUAACCUCUCCUCGACAGGCUCAGACGACUCGGCCACACCCCUGCAUCAAACUUGGCAGAAGCUUAAAGGGGAAUUAGAUGAAUGGAGAUCGCUGCAGGAUCAGACCGUGCGAUACCCCGAUACUAGUGCCCAGGCGCAUGUAUCUCUGGGCUAUGGAGAAUUAUUUGCCUAUGUCAAUUUGAUCUAUUUCAUGAGGUUUGUUCUGACGCACCCAGCCUCGAUGAGCCAGAUCGCAGGGAUAGUCGCUGACAGCAGUAAACAUAGCAUACUUUUCCUCCAUCGUGAUCGCUUCCUGUCCAAUCUGAAGCCUCACUCUGACGUCUUCCACGAUAUGGACGAAAAUGACCAAUACGAGCCCCAUACAAUCAAGCAACUUUUUGAGGCUGCUCAGCACAUCAGUGGAGUCUUGUCAGCACUAGAAUCCUCAGAAGCGCCGGUAAUGACCCCUUAUUCCGGAUUCAGCGUUUUUGUCGCGGCGCAUAUCAACAUGUACGGGACCAUCGCACCAACGAGAUACCCGGGCGGAUUGGCUCGAGCAGAAGAAGCAAAAAGCAGAAAUCUCGUCUAUCUUGAAAAAUUAAGCCGCUUAUGGCCUUGGCGAACGGUUCAAGAGGCCAAUCGGUUCUACGAGACCGUGAAAUACUCCCAGACACAUAGCGACGACGGCAUUCACAGUCCAACGCGAUUUGCACUAGCCGGAAGAUUGGACGAGUACGGCGAUAUCCGAUCUCGGCCCAAUCGCGAUUCGCAAACCGCGAGGUCGAUCAGCACCGAGCCCCGUGACGCGCAUCAAACUUUAGUUUCCGGGACGGAGGGAGAAGGGCCCGAUUUUGCGCGCGAUGCUGCUGCAUUUGGAGGUCACGAUGUUGAGACAGACAUGUUUCAGUGGCCGUUUAUUGAUGGAUCUUGGUCGGCCGGCUUUGACGCGGGACUUGAUGGGCUAUGGCAUCACUCGGGCUUAUUUGAUCCCAAUCCGAUCAUGAGAUAG